This is a messenger RNA of Nerophis lumbriciformis (worm pipefish), 4203 nucleotides long. It is a transcript of the gene ngef, whose product is annotated as neuronal guanine nucleotide exchange factor. NCBI's taxonomy places the organism in Eukaryota, Metazoa, Chordata, Actinopteri, Syngnathiformes, Syngnathidae. The record is from RefSeq and is a predicted model, not a curated record. Gene Ontology annotation, molecular function: guanyl-nucleotide exchange factor activity; protein binding. Gene Ontology annotation, biological process: activation of GTPase activity.
AAUAAUUAGAGCUUAGGUAGAAAUAAGCAAAGCACUCUGGUCUCACUGACUGCCGGUGUAUCUUAACAACAGGAAAUAAUUGAGAAGACUGAAGCACUGAGUCUUUAUUACGCUACAAUUCUACUCCUUCCCGGGAUUUGUUGAAUUGUUGUAUUUAUUUAGAGGAAGCAACAAUUUCUCAGAAUGGAUCUGCUCCUAGAUUUUGGCUGAUUAGGCUGGAUUAUUUUUUAAUUAGUUUCUUAAUGAAUUUUUCGACAACAAUUGAAAAAAAAGAUUGUGAUACAUUUACCAUGUCUGUGGCUGCCCUGUUUAGGGGCAAGUUGGGGACAAAAUCCCAGGAAAGCCCUGUCAAGCAUCCAAACACUGUGGUUCUACCCAACCAUGAUGAGGACUAUGAUGAUGAUGAAGAUGACUCCAAGGUAGGCCUGAGCAGAGAGCCUAUUCGCAGGAACUCACGCUUUUACCGUUCAAUGAGGAAGAAGAGGAUGGCCUCAUCUGAACACUCUGAAAGUUCUCCCAGGUCUGGUGUGGACAACAGCUCAUUAACCACAUCACUAAACUCGUUUUGUAAGACUCCAUCGCCGCAGAAAUCAUCUGAUUUGCAUGGAGCUAGACGACCUGUGUUGCCAAGCAAUGGGGAGAACAGCAGCAGAUUGUAUGGUCUGUACAACAAGCAUGUUGUGAAUAAGGGAAGAGGAGGUGCGGGAGGAGAGAGUGUGGACAUAUCUACAGCCUCUUACAACCACAACAGCACCUUAAUAGAAGACAACACGAUCUUAUACCGGACUCACAGCAUUCAGAGUGGAGACAUCAAACAGCUCUCUGAGCAAACCACCGCAGCCUGCACGGUACGCGACAUUGGAGGGACCAAGAGCUUGGGAAGGCCCAACCCAGAGGGAACUGACCGGGAUAUCUUCACCCACAGGUUGCUGAGCAAUGGCGGGAACUCCAAAACAAUCAGCCACGGCCUUAAUAUUAUCAAAAAUAUCGCUUUCUUGUAUCAGGAAUACAGAGAUACAUCUAAGAUGCAGGAGAUUGAACAAAGACGUCAACGUGAGCAUCUCUCCCCUAGUGGCAUGUUGGCAGGGUCCAAUGUCUCAUCAACACCAGUGUUACAGCUCCAGCUGAGGAACAGUGCUCGUUCACUCAGCUUAUGGCAGAACCUUGAAGUAGUGCAGGCCAGUGGACUGCUUACCCAGUUGCCACCUAAAGAAAUUAUAAUGCAAGAGGCAAUGUUUGAGCUUAUUACUUCCGAGGCAUCGUACUACAAGAGUUUGGAGAUUCUAGAAACUCACUUCCUUCGUAACGCAGAUUUGAUAAACAUUCUCAGUCAAUCUGAUAUGCACUUUCUAUUCUCCAACAUCGAGGAAGUCAUGAAAGCCAGUGAACGGUUCCUGAUGGAUCUCGAACACAGAAUUGAGGAGUCUAUUUUGAUUUCGGAUGUAUGUGACAUUAUUCAUCACCAUGCUGUUGAGCAUUUCAACGUCUUCAUCCAAUACGUCAUUAACCAAGUCUACCAGGAAAAAAACUACAGACGAAUUCUUGAGGGAAACCAGACAUUCCGGGAGAUCAUGGCAACAUUGGAGAACCAUCCAUGUGUGAGAGGACUGUCCUUUACAUCAUUCCUCAUCCUUCCUUUCCAGAGAAUCACAAGGCUCAAGUUGCUUGUACAAAAUAUCCUGAAAAAAACGGAAGAAAACUCUAAGAGGGAAGCCAAUGCAAUUAAUGCCCACCAGCGACUUGAGCAGAUUGUCAAGGAGUGUAACGAGGGUGUUCGAAAAAUGAGUCGCACUGAGGAGCUUAUCAGCAUUGAGAAGACAUUAGAGUUUAAAUCUAAGUCUGUACCCAUCAUCUCCCACUCCCGUUGGUUGCUAAAGAAGGGUGAGGUGCAGCUCAUGGCAGGACCCAAGACCACCAGGACAUUGCGAAGCCGCAAGCUCUAUCAACCAAUUGUCUUGUUCCUUUUCAACAACCUGCUGCUGGUCACCAAGCGCAGCUCCAGCGGAGACAGGUUCCAAGUUCUUGACUCAUGUAAGCGGGCAAUGUUGAGAACCGAAGACCUGGAGGACCAAGGCCAGCUACUCGCUAAUGUUUUUAAUCUUAAAUUGCUGGACAACCAAGAAGAACAUCAAGUGAACUACAUGCUCAAGACCUCAAGCAUGAGUGAUAAGCUUCGAUGGAUGUGUGCUCUGACUCCCAACCGUCGCACACGGUUUAUGUCUACCUGUGCACACGACUCAGAUUGUUUGCAGGUGCAGUGUAUUCAGUCUUAUGCCACUCAGGAGCCGGAUGAACUUUCCAUUGAGAUGGCUGAUGUUUUGAAUCUCUUGGAGAAGACAGAUGAUGGCUGGAUGAUGGGUGAAAGGCUUCAUGAUGGCGAAAAAGGUUGGUUCCCAAGUCGACUUGUAGAGGAGAUCCAGAGUAAGGAGGUCCGAGCUCAAAACUUGAGAGAGAUAUUUAAAGUUCAUCUGGCUCAAGAGGGAGCACCAGGUUUCCAAAGUGAAGGAAGGACUGGCCUAAGAGGGGGGAGGCCCAACCCAAAAUUCUCCAACUUCUUCAGUUCAUGUAAUGAUCAGAUGGAAAACAAGUAAAGUAUUUGGCUUCCAAAUAAUGCAUGUGAUUUAUCUACUGUACAAAACUAUCUUGUUCAUUGAAUAUUAAACCACGGACCAAUGAAAUGUCAUAGCUUGGCUAUUACCAUACAGUGGGAAAAAUUAAUAUUUAAAUUCUAAUUUCAUAAAUUUACCCGCUUACAAAAUAUGUCCAGAACAUUAAUAACAUAAUGACAACAGAUAACUCAUAAUUAUCUCAAGCAAGUUGAGGCAACAGUUAACUGAUUCAUUAGUCACACAUUUGAGACACAUGAAGCUUUGGGGCUGUUUGUUCCUCUGACACCAUUCUGUGCUUUCUCAAUCAAUCUAAUACAAAUUAAUCUAUACAAUGUAUUUAUUCAUAAGUUUAUUUUUUACAUUGUCUAUCUUUGUUACAAUAAACUUCCAUCAAAAUUAUGAACUGUUCAUAUUAUUGUCAGGGGGUAAACUAAACAAAAUAAGCAGGGCGUCUAAGACUUACUUUCCCCACUGUAUGCUACCGAUCAAUCAAAGCAACUGGAGGCAUGUUGCAUGUCUCAUAAAUGUGCAAUAAAGGGUUUUUGUUUCAUAUGCCCUUUAACCACGGUGCGUGAUAAAUGAAGAAUAAAAAUUAUCUCGAGAGCUUUUUUGGGGAUUAAGAUGGCCGAUACCCCAAAUUGUGUUCCAACUAACUUAUUGUGAAAAUAAUGUAAACGUCCCUCCGAUGUAUGGACAGAGUUUAAAACUUUGAUCCAGUUCAUUCAUUUCAUUGUAAAAUACAUAAAAACAAGGAACGCCAAUGAUGAGUUAAUAGUAAAAAAGAACAAGUGAAAUGUUACUUGACCCAAAAUGUAAUUUUGAUGUAUGACUCACUGAUGAGAGCUUUGAUUAUUGUUUGAUUGUUAAUUAUUAAAAAAAAUCAAAAAACAAUAGCCCUAAGAAUUGGUUUUGACAAAAUACGUUUUUAGUGUUCUCGUGAGACGUGUAGAAACGCCACUCAACACCAAGCCAAACCGGAGUCAAUGAAGAGAACGUCGUUGUAAGUUUGACCAUUUACUUUUGACGAUUCGUCAUAGACAAGAUGGUGAUAAACUGAAAAGAACAAAGAGACACAAAAACACUUAUUGCCUGUGUACAUAUUUGUCUACAAUGACAUAUGAAAAUGUAACGGUAAUGUCCCAAAAUGUCCAGCAGAGGGAGACUCCCGUCUGCCUGAAUGACUUGAACACAUUGUAUCCAAUUCGACAAUUAUAGUCAACAUAUCGGCACUAUUACACUUUUUUUAACGUAUCUGACAUGUUGUUAACUUAUUAAAGACAACUUACGGCAUUGCUUCUUCGCCGCUUUGUGUAGGAUGGCAACAGAAAUAAAUUACUACAGAAGACCGCAACAUGUAUGACUUGCUUUCGAACGAAUACCGGAAGUCAACCAACCGGAAGUAAUGUAGCGGAAGUGACAUCAUCUAACUGCUGUUUACCGAUUAUAGCAUAUAAUAAAUAUAAACAACUUUAGCUCCAAAUUAAAGCAUUGCAGUCAAUAAUACAAAAAUAUUAUCAAGUAAUUAUUUAAAAAAUAUUAACAAUUGACUUUAGGACAACACAAUGUUUCUUAUAAUUAAUCAUAGCAUAUUGAC